AUGGUCAAUGUUUUUGCCACAUUGAAGCGAUGGUUUUUGGGGAUAAUCAUCACCUUCGUCUUACUUAACCUUGUGGUAGAUAACAGAGCCACCAUCGAUGAGUGGAUCAACUCCCCGAAGGUUGUUGGUUUACAAACCAGGAUUUGUCAGACCUCCCCAAUAAUAAACCUACGACAUCAAUACCUGGUUUUCCAAAAUGACACCCUGACUUUGGGAGUAUAUGCUGCGGCUCAACACCAGUCUAGGAAAGUUUUGGGAUUCGUUGAAGAAGAAGUUCUCGAGCCCUCGAGAAGUUUUAGCAAUGACAUCGCAUGGCCUUAUAUAAGGGACAAAUUCAAUAGCACAACGUAUCCUUACAAUAAACAAGUGGCAGAUUCAUACCGGCUACAUUGUCAUGAGGUGGUGAUAAAGAUAAAAGCUUGGAUUUUAAGAUGGGGUCUCACUGUGGUGAAUCGGACGGUUAAUACAUGUCAGUAUAUUUAUCAGCGAGCCCAGCCGCAUAUUAGCAAAUUCAUCAUUCAUAAAGUACGACCAUACUCAGAAAAAGCGUCGCAAAUGCUAGACAAGCAUAUUUCACGGCUACUGACCCAAUUCCUCGAUUACUAUAAUGAUUGUAUUGUUCCCGGUACAAAAGAAUGGCUUGAGUUUUGUGGCAAACAGUCAUGGAAGGGAUAUGUCAGACUACGACUCUUCAUUUAUGUUGUCGUAUACCAAGAAUCUAAAUUAUGGGUCUACCAUUUCCAUCGAGUCAAAGUUCCUGCUUACUAUGGAAAUUUUAAAUCGUACCUUCGAAGAAAUAUUGUACCUUACUUGUGGUCGUGGUUCGAUGGUACUAUGAAGAAGAUUAGUUCAAUAAUGGUGAUUGAAAUUGGCAAUUAUCCUAGGAUCGCCUCGUGUAUCAAUACUUUCCAAGGUAUUGGUGAGAUAUAUUCUAAACACCUCCAUACAAAACUCUACAUUUUCUAUACCCGUGGUAUCAAGCCAAUGGGAAAUUAUGUUGCGAGAAUAUUGGGGAAUGGUGUCUAUUGGAUCAGUGACCACCAUACAGUCCAGCCGUGUAUUUUGAAGGUGUCUGAGUUUUAUGAUACUAAUAUUCAUCCAUGGUUACUUCAUAAGUGCCAUAUUUUUGAAAAACUUUUCACGGUGCCUUACUUUGCCACCAUCAAUGGUAUGCAAAGAUUUAUUAAUAGGUAUUAUGGAUUUCUUACUUCUGGACCCUCGAAUCAAGAAGUUCAAAGACUUUCAGACUUAUUAGUAAUGUUUGAUCCGGUGGAGGAAGAAACUCAAAUAUCUACGGAGAUAUUGGUUUCCAUCGAUGAAGAUUUGGUGUUGGAGAAGUUGAAAGAAACGGUGUUAUUGCAAGAUAAAAUGUAUCUUGAAGGGAAAGUGUCAUCUUGGCAAACCCUGAUCAACAAUACCUGUGAAAGCAUGUUUGAAGAGUUUUGGAAAGAGUAUCGUGAAUAUGAAAAAAAGUUUAUGGCCAAGUCGUUCACCCCGACUUUACAACAGGAGUUGGCAAACAUGAAGAAUGAGGUUUCCCAAUCCAUGUUUUCUUUGCAAGAAAUGGUGCGAAGUAUUGAUUCAGUGGACGUCUUUACUACCAACCAAGACUUGGUGGUGAAUGAAAAUUCAUUAAAGACUCCGAAAUCCCAACCCAACACCAAAUUGAAAUAUUUCAAGAAUAAAUACCGGAAAAACACCCAAGACUCGUAUGGGUUGAGCCAUAAGAAUUAUUUGAGGCUCGUGGAAGAAAUAUCUUAUAUUAAUGAUUGGAUGGUAAACAGUACAUCAGCAAACCCUGAUGGGAGCAUCAUUCUUGGCAAAAAAGUGAAACCAUCUUUUGGGAAUAUCAAUAGAGCAAGAUUUUGGAAAGCCACCGACAAUCCUGAUCCGGAGCAUUUUUUGGUGCAAUCUGAUUUAUUGAAAAGAAUCACGGUGAGAAACUUUGAUCGCAAGCAAAUCAUGAGAAUUGAAAAGCCGGCGCUUGAUGCCCAAAUCCAGAAAACUCGAGUGAUAAUUUCGCAACAAGCGGCGACAUUCCAAGAUUUAAUUCCUACAGGGGUUCAAGUGCUCGUGGAUAAGUUUAAUUCGUUGAAGUUCCGGACUUUAGACGUGUUUGAGAACUUCAGUGACGUGGUAUUGGAAAACUGGCAAGGUCAAUUUUUGAAAUUCUUGGAAUCACAAACUUACAACGAGAUAGAUUUGGAUUUUUUAUUUGCCAUGGCCAACAUGGAAGAUCUUGAAGAGGUCAAGGGGAUGAAUGAUACCGGGAAAUUUCAAUUGACGGAAAAAUUGCAACAGUUUAAGAAGCUGCAAAGCAAGUCACGAAGUCUUGAAUAUUGGAGAAACUUUAAGAUUUUCUAUAAUAUUAAGAAAACCUUGAUAGAGGCUAGGGAAUACUUAAAUCGCUUUGAGCCAGAUAUGACCGAAGUGGAAAAAAUUGCCAAGGAAUUCCAAUUAAUGGGGAAGGCAGUGGUUGAUGGCGCGACAUUGCGUUUGGAUGGACUUUGUGAAGAAGCAAUGAUGGAGUUCGUAUUACGGAAAGAAGCUUCGGCAAUGGAGAGAGUUAGGAGAUUUGAAAAUUUCAAUUAA
Molecule: messenger RNA, 2592 nt
Organism: Saccharomycopsis crataegensis
Lineage: Eukaryota; Fungi; Ascomycota; Saccharomycetes; Ascoideales; Saccharomycopsidaceae
Exons: 1
Coding region: 1-2592 (863 amino acids)
Source: RefSeq, a predicted model, not a curated record